Messenger RNA from Nymphaea colorata (pocket water lily), 782 nucleotides. RefSeq names its product EPIDERMAL PATTERNING FACTOR-like protein 6. The transcript has 3 exons. The coding region runs from base 370 to 774 and encodes 134 amino acids. Gene Ontology annotation, biological process: guard cell differentiation; stomatal complex development. Lineage: Eukaryota; Viridiplantae; Streptophyta; Magnoliopsida; Nymphaeales; Nymphaeaceae. The record is from RefSeq and is a predicted model, not a curated record.
UAAAUCACGCUUCCUGCCCAGGUAAACCAGCCGCAGCUCCAUAUCUUAUAUAUAUAAGAGGACAGCAGAAUCGUAUUUUUUCAGCUCUAAUUUUAGAGACCCGAUAACCCGAGGUAGGGUGAGGUGGGAUGGAGGGAGAGAGCAAAACGGACCAACAACGACAGGAGUUUCCACUGUGUUGUCAAUCAAGACGUUGACAUGGAAAGUGUCGCUUGCCUUCACGGCCCUCCAAGGUGCACGGAAAAAUUGGACUUUGAAAGACGAAUAUACAUCUACAGUAUAUGAAAGAAGUCUGCCAUCCUCCCCAUAUUUCAGGCUCCCACCGGAAGAAAAACAUCGGAGCAUCGGUGGUCUCCCUCAACGAUCAUCAUGCUGCUGCAGUCCAAGAUUUUGGCUUGGUAUGUUACCAUCAGCAUCCUUGUCGUCAUAAUGACCAUCCUGCAAAUCGUGGUCUGCCUUCCUGUUUCUUGCAGACUCAAGUUUCUCGCCCACGACAAUGCUCAACGUUCAGAUACCACUUUCAUCCAAAAAGGUUCAUAUACCACUAAAACAAGCAGAUUGUCUGGCGAUGAACAUUGGAGAAGAAAUAAGCUUGUGGUAGUGUAUGGUGUUAGUGCUCUUGGCUCUAGACCACCACGGUGUUUGAACAAGUGUGGGGAAUGCAGGCCAUGUGACGCCUUCCAAGUACCUGCACCAGGAACAGUGCUGCAGUACUCAAACUACGAGCCUGAGGAGUGGAAAUGCAAAUGUGGUGCUAAUGUUUUCGAUCCGUAGAAUCAUAU